UUGUCAUUGUUUGAAACAUAGAAACAAAAAUUAUCCGUGAUAUUGUUUGUAACUUCGGAUCUUCUCUUCUUGAACGUCUGGUGAGUGACUUCUUGGGUUUGGAGCCAUUAUUCGAAUUCGCUUGAUGCUUAAAAUUACUUCGAUCUCGUGGCGUAACCUUCUAAAAGCGUUCUGCACACUUUUGUUAGGUUUUCAGGUAUUCAUUGUUAAUUUUUGGUGUGCUUUGAUACAUAUUCUUCCACAUUUAUAUUUAUAAUUUGCUUAAAUUUUGGUCUAAACUGGUCAUCAAUGAGUAAUAUUUCAGAAGAAUUCAUAAAUCAACAUGUUACUUUUGACAGAAAUCAGCAUGAAAUUACACGCGCUACAUGCAUUGCACACGCUUAUUGUUCAUGUAUGGUUCGUGAGAUAAAUUUUAUCCCCUCAUCAGAAUACUACUUGAUGCCGUUUUAUAGGUAUUCAUUUUUAAUUAACCUCAGUGGUAGCCUUUGUUUGAGAUCUUACAGUUAUAUCCAAACAGCAAGCCUUUAGCCCAACCCAUCCUGGCACUGUAAGAAGAAGCUAUAUUUUAUUUAUAUUUUUCGUUGCUUGAAAAAGAGAUUGUAACGAUCAUUUCACCUCUUGCCGAAUUCCUCCUGUAAUUGAUAGCCUGUGCAUAAGGGACUGUGGAGUUGGAUAGUUAGGGUCUGCAAUAUCUUCUUAACCCGUUCCUUACCCCCACCCCCCUUUAUCAAAAAAAAGGUUGACAGAUGAUGCCUUUCAGUAAAUAAGGUAUACUUGGAUAAAAAAAACUAUGAGUACUCCCAGUAAGAGUCAAACCUACGUCCUUUCAAUUAGAACUUCGGACACUACCACUGAGCUAUUAGAGAUUGUGGUAGGCUAGGCUGUGUAACUAGGUCAUUGGUUAGUUUUGCACAAUGUUUAUCUAAUUGUAAUAAAGUAAUUUAGAUCUCUCUUCUGGGAAUUUUGCUCCAAUCUGAUAUGGAUACUUCUACUAAAGUGUUCGCCUACAAUGUUCUUUAUUGAUUUUAAGUAAGAGAAGGGUGGGUGGUUUAUCUUAGACUCUUUUGUUAUGGCCUGUGACUUGGUCAUCUGUUACAAUAAGGAAAUUUAAGCAGAGAUGUUUUUGAGAUGCAGAUGGCAACGGGAAAAAGAAUGUAACUAAUUCUGGUGCAUUGACCUUCAUAGAUUGAUUGCAAGGUUGUUGUACUGUUUCAGCAUUUUAAACUAAAUUGUACUGACCUAAAAAGGUGACAUGAGCACUGGUAACAAUAAAUUUAACUUCCACCUGCCACCCACAUCUCAUAAAUACUUGUGCUUAAGCUCCCUAAUAUUAAGAAGGGGGGGGGGGGAUUGAAAACCUUUAUCACCUCAAUUAUCACCAAGUAUUGCAGCUGGGUAAUUCAUACUGACCAACUAGGAGUAUUUCCUGUCCCUUUCCCCCCCCCCCUUUCCCUCCCUGGAAAAGAUACUGAAUUGAAACCCCAAAGAACAUUUUCAAACUGGAAACAUUCUUUUGUCUUUUUCAGUUCAAUGCCAUUUGGUAGAAAUGCACACUGAAUAAAGCAAAUAAUAAAGCACUAAUGGAGACUACAGUAUGGUUCCUGUUACUCAUUUUCUUUUGGUUGAGGCUAACAUCUUGUGAAUAUGUCAUCCAGACUUUUGAUGGAGAAAUUGGAGCAGGAAAUUUUACUUAUUUUACAUUGAAGAAAGAAGGAGAAGUAACAUUAAUCCUUGAGAGCAUAGAGGGUGAUGCCGAUAUAUAUGUUUCACAAGAGAAUCUCAAGCCUGAUUUUGAAAAUUACGAUCUCAAGUCAGUAACUUGCGGUGAAGACAUUGUUACAAUUCCAAGUACUUAUAAGAGACCUAUUGGAAUCUCAGUGUUUGGCCAUGUAUAUGCCCCUACCACUAGAUACACUAUGAAAGUCUUAAUGGACUAUUCAUCUGGAGAUGAGAGUGAAAGAUAUCAUAGUGAAACUGAUGACCCAGAGGAAUCACUUAUUUGGACAGUGUUUGUCAACAUUUUAAAGCUUAUUCUGGAGAUUCUUCUGUGAACAUUGAAGGUUUCCUUUCACAUGAAGAGAAAUUAUUGUUAUAGGUCUUGAGGUAUGUUAAUUUAUAAAUCCUUCUUUUAUUGCAUCAGUUCACUGCAGCUGUGUGGCCAUAUGUCAUGACUUCAGUUGGAGAGAGGGCAUUUUUGCCAACAGAAAAAGACUGUUAAAAAACCAUACAAUAAAGUAAGCUUUUUACAAUUUUUGGUCCUUGUCAAAUUACUAAAAGAUGGACAUUUGUUUAGUUCAAAACUGGACAAUUUCAAUGAUUUGGGUUAGAAAUCAUUAGCUUAUGGUGUCAGUAUUUGAGCAUGUUGAGAGCAAUUUCCAAUUGAGUGUUGAAAAAAAUCUGUUGUUGCUUUGUUUUUGCUUUACUUUGCUCUGUAAUUGGUGUAGAAAACUUGCACUUCUUUUUUAACCAAUCAGUUGCAACACUAAAACCAAUCAGGACUUGGUCACCAGUGUUUUCCUGCCCUUGAAGUAGUUUGGUCAGUUUUACUUUGAGUUUUCAUUGCCUCUUUAAGGUGAUUCCUCAGUAUUACACUGCGCGUCCUCUACUGCACGUAAUAAUCACGUAAUCAAGCGAAUAAGUGUGCAUGCAUUUCAAGCAGGUAUAAUCGUCUUAAGCUCUUGAAUGAGCACAGCAAACUAUAUUGUGUAAUGCUUAAUCUUGGUGUACAAAUUAUCCCCUCUAAAUUGACAUUGAAAGCAAUGACUUUAGGAACCUUUCAAGUUGAUUGUGUUUAUAAUUUCCUGAUUUUCCCACAAAUUAUAUUUUUAUCAAAUGGUUCCAUACACGUAAGACUUUCUACCUCUCAAGUAUUUUUUGUGUCGUUUAAGAACCCUUGCUUCAAGCUACUGCAAUAUGUACCAUGAACUAUUGAAAUGAUGUAUGAGAUUAGUGCCAGUACAGGCAUAUGGGGUAAGUUUGGCCCAUCGUAUUCCUUAAACAAGCACAGUGAACUAUCUUUUUAAUGUAUUUUUUUCCAAAAUUGACAUUGGUAAGGAACAUUUCAGGAUAGUCAAAAAAAAGUUUGAUAACUUUUUUUUUCUGAGGAAUCACCUCAAGGUAUUUUCCAUUUUUCAGAAGGGCAGUUGUGAUUACUUUGGUUUUGGUAUUACUUCACUUAAUGGAAAGUGCUCUAUUAUUAGCAGCAGUACUAGUAUAAGUAACAGUAUUAGUACCAGUAUUAGUACCAGUAUUAGUACCAGUAUUAGUACCAGUAUUAGUACCAGUAUUAGUACCAGUAUUAGUACCAGUAUUAGUACCAGUAUUAGUACCAGUAAGAUUUUCUCUUCUCACCAAGAUCGAGCAUAUUUUCAAAAGUGACACAAAUAAUUACAGGUAUAAGACCCCUUCAAAGAAACAUCGAUCACCACUUUGCUGAGUAAAUGGAUGAGUAUUUACAAAUAAUUCUAAUCAGCUUCAUUGUCUUCACCCUGUGCACCAGUCUAACAUUAGCAUUCAUAUUCUCCACACAGUUUUCUUUACAAUUCCUGUUGUACUCACAAGGAGAAUUUGUGUGACAAUCAGGAGCUUCUAAAAUGCUGAUCAUUUCUGUUAUUCCUUUGGCAUUAACAUUUGAUUCAAGGGUUUCUUGUCAUGGAACAACAAAGUUGACAUCCUCUGAAGGAUUAUAACGAUACAAAACUCUGUUAUGCUACAAUUAAGGCCCAGAUAGCUCUGGUAUAUGAUUUUACUCUUGAGGAAAAUUUCCAUAAAUGCCCUUGUACUAAAAAUGUUCAGUAACUCAGAUCAGCAGAACUUGUUUAUGUUCAGUAGGCCCUACAUAUUUAUUUAUGAUCUGCUCACUAUGAGCUAUUAUGGAAUAAAUACACCUUACAUAAUUCCAUGAUUUUACAUAUAAAUUACAUAAACAAUUCUCCAUUUGGUGCAAAAAUAUGCUCACAUAUUUCUCCAUGGACAUCAUCUGUUCAGAGAGCAAAGCUCCAAGAAAGAUGUGAGCUUUGAGGAACAGAUAAUGUCCAAGGACAAAUAAGAGCAUAUUUUCGCGCCAAGUGGAGGAUAUCGCGUUUGAUGAGCGG
Pocillopora meandrina is the source of this 4094-nucleotide messenger RNA. Lineage: Eukaryota; Metazoa; Cnidaria; Anthozoa; Scleractinia; Pocilloporidae. The record is from the annotation of a GenBank genome assembly.